Messenger RNA from Cicer arietinum (chickpea), 1291 nucleotides. RefSeq names its product protein TAB2 homolog, chloroplastic. NCBI's taxonomy places the organism in Eukaryota, Viridiplantae, Streptophyta, Magnoliopsida, Fabales, Fabaceae. The record is from RefSeq and is a predicted model, not a curated record. Gene Ontology annotation, molecular function: RNA binding.
ACAACAUGUGGUAGUGGAUAACUACCUCACCCAAACACACAAAUCAGUUACACAAAACAUAGCCAUAACAAUAAACCAUAACAACCCAUGGCUACUCUAAGCUUCAACUCCACCAAAUUCAAAACCCCAACUUUCAAAUACACCAACACCACCAUCCCCAAACAUUCCUCUUCAAAACCCACCAUAAAGUUCCCAUUUUCCACCAUUUCCAAAAAACACUCCCUUCAACUCCAACCAUGUUCUGCAUCAGAAACCUCAGCAACAACAACAACACAGAAAGAUAUUGAAGAAGAAAAAGAUGACCCAACUGCUGAAACUUGUUAUCUUGAUCCAGAAGCUGAUCCUGACACCUUGUUAAGCUGGGAGUUGGAUUUUUGUUCUAGACCUAUUCUUGAUGCUAGAGGAAAGAAACUUUGGGAGCUUGUUGUUUGUGAUAAAUCUUUGUCACUUCAAUAUACUAAGUAUUUUCCAAAUAAUGUUAUUAAUAGUAUCACUCUUAAGGAUUCUAUUGUUGCUAUUUGUGAUGACUUGGAUCUUCCAAUACCUAGAAACAUUCGCUUCUUUAGGUCACAGAUGCAGACAAUUAUUACAAAAGCAUGUAAGGAGCUUGGCAUAAGAGCUCUUCCCAGUAAACGGUGUUUGUCAUUACUUCUAUGGCUAGAGGAACGCUAUGAGACCGUAUAUAUGAUGCAUCCUGGAUUUCAAAAGGGAUCUAAGCCUCUUUUGCCGUUAGACAACCCCUUCCCCACGAAACUUCCAGAUGAUCUUUUCGGGGAAAGAUGGGCAUUUGUUCAGUUACCUUACUCAGCUGUUCGAGAGGAGGCCUCGGCCUCGGAGGAAAGAUUUGGAUAUGGUUCUGGGCUAGAUCUUGAUUUAUUGGGUAUUGAAAUUGAUGACAAGACGUUGAUCCCAGGACUUGCUGUUGCAUCUUCUCGUGCUAAAAUAUUAUCAGCUUUUAUGAAUGGAUUGGAACUCUGUACCAUUGAAGCAGACACAGCUCGUGCGAACCUGACGCUCUCGGUCGGAAUUUCUACUCGGUAUGUAUACGCAACCUAUAAGAAAAGUCCAACCUCAACUAAAGAAGCUGAAGCUUGGGAAGCAGCUAAGAAAGCUUCUGGUGGUUUGCAUUUCCUUGCAAUCCAAGAUGAGUUAGAUUCUGAAGAUUGUAUUGGCUUCUGGCUUUUGCUAGACUUGCCACCUCCACCUGUAUAAUCAUACAAAUUUUUAUGGCUGAAUAUUCAGAGAACAAGAUUAUUAUAAUAGAAUUAUUAGAGCUUUUCCUUCACUCCAA